CGUACGCCAAGUGGAGAUGGAAAUAAUAUGUCUGUAAUACGAAAUAUCAUGUUACACUUUUCUGCUCGGAGAAAUUAUGAAAAAAUUUUCAACGUAAAUUAUACACAUACAGGGCUUGACUCUAUAUAUUUUAUACGGUUUUUUAUUAUCAGUUUGACGGUUUAUAUGCAUAAUGUAAUGCAAUAUAUGUUUAUUCCCAUUGUUAAUGUAGUUGAUAUAGAAGAGAUAUACAAAAUACCUUUGAUUACAUUAAUAGUGAACGCUACAGUCACAAUAAACAUAAUGUUCGCCUUGAGCGGCGUUCUACACGCAUUUCAAUUAUUGAAAGACUUGGAUCAAAAUAAACAAUUAAAAUUUGUUAAAAAUGUCGCAUUGAGAUACAUGAGGUUAACGCCGUUAUAUGCUACAAUAAUUGGCUUCUACAUUUGGAUCCUUCCACUACUGGGAUCCGGACCAUUUUGGAAUCAUGUGGUCGAAGAAUGCGCUCAUUGUGCAAAAAAUUGGUGGAUAAAUCUCUUGUACAUUCACAAUUACGUCGCAGUUUCGGAAUUCUGUGUCACCCACGGCUGGUAUUUAGCAGCAGACUUUCAACUUUUUGUUUGCAGUCAAUUUGUAAUAUAUGCAUUUUGGUGUAUGCCGCGCAACAUAGGGUAUCCUUUUCUCGGGAUAUUAACAUUAAUAAGUUGCACUGUAUCUUUUGUUGCCACUUACGUAUAUAAUGCAUCUUCCAUCCUACGAUUUACACCAUACGUAACAAAAUUAGCAGAUCUACCAGAAUUCAAGGCAUAUUAUAUCAAAACACAUAUGUCUGCUACUGGAUACCUUGUUGGUAUAAUAGCUGGUGCAAUACUUCAUGAUCACAAAGGCAGUUCGUGGCGUUUGUCUAAGUUCUGA
Molecule: messenger RNA, 894 nt
Organism: Harpegnathos saltator (Jerdon's jumping ant)
Lineage: Eukaryota; Metazoa; Arthropoda; Insecta; Hymenoptera; Formicidae
Product: nose resistant to fluoxetine protein 6-like
Exons: 6
Coding region: 28-894 (288 amino acids)
Source: RefSeq, a predicted model, not a curated record